This is a messenger RNA of Brassica rapa (field mustard), 993 nucleotides long. RefSeq lists its product as uncharacterized. The record is from RefSeq and is a predicted model, not a curated record. Lineage: Eukaryota; Viridiplantae; Streptophyta; Magnoliopsida; Brassicales; Brassicaceae.
AUGACUGCGAAGCUUAGGAAUGAGAUCUCUCGAUUUCAACAGAGGAAUUUUGAAGGUUUUAGUGAAGCAUGGGAAAGGUUCAGAAACUACUGGUCUCAAUGCCCACAUCAUGAUUUCACCAAGGAAAAUCUGAUCAGUACCUUCUAUAGAGGAGUUUUACCUAAGUUCAGAAGCCAGCUGGAUACUGCUAGCAAUGGUUUCUUUUUGGGGAUGAAUAAAGUAGAUGCUGAGGAGCUUGUAGAGAAUAUGGCUCAGAGUGAGUCACUCUACAGUGAUGACCAUGACAGGAGCAAUAGAAACAGUGGAGGAGAUAAUCAAAACACAAGGAGAGAGUUGAAACCUCUACAAGAUAAGAUGGAUUUGCUUCUUUCAGACAGAACCAAACAAGAGAAAGUACACUUUGUUGGUGAACAUAAACAAGAGGAGAUAGUUGUGGUUAAUGAAGUUGAUGGUAUAGAAGGUCAAGAAGAGCUAUGUUUCGUUAAUGCUAAUGGGACAUGGUACAAGAAGGAGCCUCACUUUCAAUACCAAAACAACUACCAGCAAAAGCCCUUCUACAAUAACCAACAAGGAAGUUACCAAACUAGCAAAAACUACUCUCAAGGUUUUUCCUCCAAAGGAAAUCAGUCUACACAAGGCCAAGCCGAAUCUUCUACUUCUGCUCCACAAGAAAGUAGCACUGAUGUAAUGCUGAAACAGAUCUUGGAGUCUCAAACUAAAAGUGAGAAGCACAUUGGAUAUGAGUUGAAGAACCUUCACACCAAAGUUGAUGGAAACUACAAUGAUCUCAACAACAAAUUUUCAAACCUUGCCUCUCACUUCAAGGCUUUGGAGAAUCAGUUUGCCUCUAUGACUUCAACCUCCAAGCGUCCAAUGGGAUCUCUACCAGACAAAUCAGAGCAGAAUCCCAAAGAGUAUUGCAAUGUUAUCCUCUCUACUACUUCUUCUGAGAUUGAGUUGAGUGAUCAUGAGAAAGAGGUGGAUCAGAUUUAA